CAGCAGCAACAGGUCAUGGGUGAGACUGAGAUCUUUUUUUCCAGGUGACUACACACAACACAUAUGCAAUCUUAUCUUCCCCAAAGAGAGGUACAGGAGUUCAGAAGGAGAAUUUAGCUUGCUCCAGGGUGAUGUUUGAAAGCUGCAGUGCAGCUCCUAACCUGAUUAAUACAUCCUGAGGUGGCUGGAUUGUGUCCUGGAAAUUUGCAGGAAACCAGUUUGCCUGUAAGCUGCCAAAUCUAUAUCCAUCUGUGUCAUUUUAUUGGGAUAGGUGAAUCAGGUGUAUGUAGCUAGAUAUCAAGAGCAAUUUUCCCAGUGAAUUCCAGUUUAAACCCUGGUUGUGGAAAUUACAGCAAUUUCAAUAGGAGAAUUCACAGUGUCUUGAUUCUCUCUCUGCAGCAUGGACAAGGACAGCCAGGAUGUUCACCAGGUACUGAAUGAGCUCAAGAACAAGUUCCAGGAGAUGAGGAAGCUGAUCAGCUCCAUGCCUGGCAUUGGGGUGAGCCCGGAGCAGCAGCAGCAGCAGCUGCAGAACCUGCGGGAGCAGGUCCGGACCAAAAACGAGCUGCUGCAGAAGUACAAGAGCCUUUGCAUGUUUGAAAUCCCCAAGGAGUAGGAAAGGCACAGCUCCUCUCUCCAGGUCUGAGAUACCUCCUGUCCAGGCUGAACAGGGUGGCAGAAGAGGACAUUUCUUUCGUUAGGUUUUGUGGCUGCAGAGCUGUGGUGUUGUGCCUGUGUGGACCAUGGGUGUGUGACACUGAGCCAGGACACCGUGUGCUCUCCUGGGACAAUGGCAGUGGCACGUUCCCUUGAUCAGCUGCAGGACUGUGCACUUACAUAUCCCAUCUCCUAUUUUCUCUUGGGGUGGGGUUCUUCUUUUUUAUGUUCAAACAAGCAAGAGACAUUUUGUUUUCUCCUCACUAAGGGUCAAAGUACCUGCUGGUGAAAAAGAGGG
Ficedula albicollis (Collared flycatcher) is the source of this 955-nucleotide messenger RNA. It is a transcript of the gene MED9, whose product is annotated as mediator complex subunit 9. The record is from RefSeq and is a predicted model, not a curated record. The transcript has a single exon. Gene Ontology annotation, molecular function: transcription coregulator activity. NCBI's taxonomy places the organism in Eukaryota, Metazoa, Chordata, Aves, Passeriformes, Muscicapidae. Gene Ontology annotation, cellular component: mediator complex. The coding region runs from base 401 to 616 and encodes 71 amino acids. Gene Ontology annotation, biological process: regulation of transcription by RNA polymerase II.